Molecule: messenger RNA, 1600 nt
Organism: Medicago truncatula (barrel medic)
Lineage: Eukaryota; Viridiplantae; Streptophyta; Magnoliopsida; Fabales; Fabaceae
Product: 12-oxophytodienoate reductase 3
Exons: 5
Coding region: 165-1370 (401 amino acids)
Biological process (GO): jasmonic acid biosynthetic process; oxylipin biosynthetic process
Cellular component (GO): peroxisome
Molecular function (GO): FMN binding; 12-oxophytodienoate reductase activity
Source: RefSeq, a predicted model, not a curated record
UCACGUGUUAAAUUGAACCCACUUAAAAAAAACGUACAUUUAUCACAUGGUUGAUCUUCGGUUGAGACCACUGUAGCUAACAACACAAACAACAGUCCCUGCUACACUGCUACAUCGUUUUUAGAUUCUGGAAGUUGAUCCCAAUCGGGAGAGAAAAUUUAUCCAUGGCAGAGUACAAUAAUUCAAGUUCAACAACACAAGUACAAGGAGGCACCACCCUCUUUUCUCCUUACAAGAUUGCAAACUUCAACUUUUCUCAUAGGGUGGUGUUGGCACCUAUGACCAGAUGCAGAGCGUUGAAUGGUAUUCCAAACGCAGCGCUUGCUGAAUACUACUCUCAAAGAUCAACUCCAGGUGGAUUUCUCAUCAGUGAAGGAACCUCCAUCUCUCCCACUGCUUAUGGGUUUCCUCAUGUACCUGGAAUUUAUUCAGAGGAACAAGUGAAGGCAUGGAGAAAUGUUGUGGAUGCUGUCCAUGCCAAAGGCAGCAUUAUCUUUUGUCAACUAUGGCAUGUUGGCCGUGCAUCUCAUUCUGUGUAUCAGCCUGGUGGUGCUGCGCCCAUUUCAUCAACAGCCAAACCCCUUUUGGAGAAGUGGAGAAUUCUCAGGCCAGAUGGUUCCUACGGCGCAUACCCGGAGCCUCGAGCACUUACCACUUCUGAGAUACCAGAAAUAGUCCAUCAUUAUCGCCAAUCAGCUAUUAAUGCAAUUCGAGCAGGUUUUGAUGGAGUCGAAAUUCACGGGGCACACGGGUAUCUGAUUGAUCAAUUCUUGAAAGAUGGGAUCAAUGAUCGAACAGAUGAGUAUGGUGGAUCGCUUGAAAAUCGAUGCAGGUUCUUAAUUCAGGUGGUUCGGGCUGUUGUUUCUGGUAUUGGAGCUGAAAGAGUUGGUGUCAGAAUUUCACCAGCAAUUGAUCACAAUGAUGCUAUUGAUUCUGAUCCACUUGGAUUAGGCUUAGCAGUGAUUGAGAGACUAAACAAUCUCCAAAAAGAGCUUGGUAGAAAACUUACGUAUCUUCAUGUUACUCAACCUCGAUAUACAGCUUAUGGAAAAACUGAGUACGACAAGGAAGAAGAAGAGGCUCAUUUGAUGAGGAACCUAAGAAAAGCUUAUGAGGGAACAUUCAUGUGCAGUGGUGGAUUCAAUAGGAAGUUAGGAAUGGAAGCUGUAGUUCAAGGUGAUGCUGAUUUGGUAUCAUUUGGUCGUCUUUUCAUCUCUAAUCCAGAUUUGGUUUUAAGGUUUAAGCUUAAUGCUCCUCUGAACAAGUAUAACAGGAAGACAUUUUACACACAGGAUCCUGUUAUUGGCUACACUGAUUAUCCUUUCCUCACCAAAGGAAAUCAGACUCAAGAGCUAAAUGCACGCCUUUGAUUGUUGUUUUUCCUUAUUUUAAUUUUUUUUUACCAUUUUGGUUUUGUUGUACGAACAAUUGGAGUCUCCAAAUCUUAAGAGAAUGCUUUGAUUAUGAAUGUAAUCUUAUAUAUCGGUGGAUACAAAAUUGUAUAAUUAUAUUUACGAUAGAUGAGAUUACACUUAUACAAAUUAAGUAUGAUUGUUAUUUGAACUUCAUAUAUAUUGAAGUAUACUGACUGCAGGCUACA